Calliphora vicina (urban bluebottle blowfly) is the source of this 1787-nucleotide messenger RNA. RefSeq names its product cathepsin L. Gene Ontology annotation, cellular component: lysosome. Lineage: Eukaryota; Metazoa; Arthropoda; Insecta; Diptera; Calliphoridae. Gene Ontology annotation, molecular function: cysteine-type endopeptidase activator activity involved in apoptotic process; cysteine-type endopeptidase activity. The record is from RefSeq and is a predicted model, not a curated record. Bases 189 to 1208 code for a protein of 339 amino acids. Gene Ontology annotation, biological process: positive regulation of peptidase activity; immune response; positive regulation of apoptotic signaling pathway. The transcript has 4 exons.
AAUUGUGAUUUAAACAAGUUGGUGGUCAUUGGAUUUGAGACAAUUAUUAAAAAAAAAAAGUAUCUAAAUAACUUUAUUGUGUAAAUAUUUUAAAGAGAGAUUAACAAAGAAAUUAGAAAGACUAAUUAAAUUGCAUUUAAUUAACAUCACUUCAUUCAUCAACCUUACCUUUGGUAUAUAUCAACAAAAUGCGUACAGUAUUAGCAUUAUUAUUGGCCGUUAUUGCCUUGGCCCAGGCCGUUACAUUGUCAGAUCUUUCCAGAGAAGAAUGGCAUACAUUUAAGUUGGAACAUCGUAAAAACUAUAUCAGCGAAGUGGAGGAACGUUUCCGCAUGAAGAUUUUCAAUGAAAAUCGUCACAAGAUUGCCAGACACAAUCAGCUGUUCGCUCAGGGCAAGAUAUCCUACAAGCUGGGCUUGAACAAAUAUGCCGAUAUGUUGCAUCAUGAAUUCAAAGAGACCAUGAAUGGUUUUAACUUUACCAUGCAUAAAUUAAUGCGUGCCCAAACUGGUUUGGUGGGUGCCACUUACAUUGAACCUGCUCUUGUUACUGUACCCAAAUCAGUGGAUUGGCGUGAACAUGGUGCCGUUACCGCUGUUAAAGAUCAAGGUCAUUGUGGUUCUUGCUGGGCCUUCUCCAGUACCGGUGCCUUGGAGGGUCAACAUUUCCGCAAGACUGGUGUUUUGGUGUCGUUGAGUGAACAAAAUUUGGUCGACUGCUCCACCAAGUAUGGCAACAAUGGCUGCAAUGGUGGUUUGAUGGACAAUGCCUUCCGUUAUGUUAAGGAUAAUGGUGGCAUUGAUACCGAAAAAUCGUAUCCCUAUGAAGGUAUCGACGAUUCUUGCCACUUCAACAAGGCCACCAUAGGUGCCACCGAUACCGGUUUUGUUGAUAUACCCGAGGGUAAUGAGGUUAAAAUGAUGAAAGCUGUUGCCACAAUGGGUCCCAUCUCGGUGGCCAUCGAUGCCUCCCACGAAUCAUUCCAAUUGUACAGCGAAGGUGUUUACAAUGAACCCGAAUGUGAUGCUCAAAACUUGGAUCAUGGUGUUUUGGUGGUGGGCUAUGGCACCGAUGAAAAAGGUCAAGACUACUGGCUGGUUAAGAACUCUUGGGGCAGCACCUGGGGCCAAGAUGGUUACAUUAAAAUGGCUCGUAAUAAAGACAACCAAUGUGGUAUUGCUACUGCCUCCAGUUACCCAACUGUUUAAAAGAAGUUAAUUAACUUUUUAUUUAAUACUUUCAUACUUUCAUAUUCAAUUAAUUAUCAGUUUGCCUUUUUAACUUUUUUUUUUCUUUUUAAUUGAAUUUUUAUUCUUUUCAUUUUAAAUACAUAUUAUCUAUUAGUUUUUAGUUAAACUCUUGAAUUACAAUUUGUUUUUUAUAUAUAGAGAAAUAUAAAAGCUUUACUUGGUUUAAAAAGACACUAAGAUUUUAAAAAAAGGCGAAUGUUUUUGUAUCUCACAUUUGUAAAGAACAUAUUAAAUAUUGGCUGUUAAUGCUGUUUUUAAUUAUAAUUUUUAGUUUUCUUUGUGAACUUUGUUUUAUGUGUAUGGUUUGUUGUAUAUGUAAAUUUUUAAAGAACGCAUUAUUCCAAAAAAAAAAACCAAGACUCCUCUUCUUAAAUUAUUCAGUAAAUAACAUCACUCACAUAAACUUAUGUUUAGUUUUAAUCUUUUGCCAGAGAUACAAAAAUUAAAUCACAAACCAAUACGAUGUCAUAUAAAAUAUUAUUUAAAUAAAAUUCUAAAAAAAAGAACAAUAAAAAUAUACAAAAAUAUUUAAGGAAA